Messenger RNA from Tympanuchus pallidicinctus (lesser prairie-chicken), 2892 nucleotides. RefSeq names its product MGAT4 family member D (gene MGAT4D). The record is from RefSeq and is a predicted model, not a curated record. Gene Ontology annotation, cellular component: endoplasmic reticulum; endoplasmic reticulum-Golgi intermediate compartment; Golgi stack. NCBI's taxonomy places the organism in Eukaryota, Metazoa, Chordata, Aves, Galliformes, Phasianidae. The transcript has 16 exons. Gene Ontology annotation, molecular function: acetylglucosaminyltransferase activity. Bases 623 to 2119 code for a protein of 498 amino acids. Gene Ontology annotation, biological process: protein N-linked glycosylation.
CUGUGAUUCUGUGACUUCAGGUCUGAUUCCCGCUCUGUGGGGAGAGCUCCUUAGGUACAAGGAAAAAGUCUUUUACAGUGAGGGUGGUGAGGCUCUGAAAAAGGUCACCUAGUGUGCUGUGGUUGAUGCCCUGUCCCUGGAGGCUUUCAAGGCAAGUCUGGAUAAGACCCUGGGCAACCUGAUCCAGCUGUGGUGUCCCUGUUCAUUGCAGGGGAGUUGGACUUGAGGGCCUCCAGAGGUUUCUUCUAACUCUAAGGAUUUUAUGGUUCUAUGAGAAGUGAUGUGUCUUAAGAGAUGGCAGGUGGUCAUUCAUUUUUUCCAGUGUUGCUUCUUAAAUGAGUCAUCUGACUCUUAAAACACUGGAGUGCUACAGGAUAAAAAUAAACUAGAAAGUAUUUCUCUUAUUUGGUGACAGGGGGGUGUGAUGGUUGUUGUCAGAACAAUCUUUGCUUCAGCAGCAGUGCUGUGUUACUGCUUGGGAAGACGGAGGAGUUGCAACGACGUGAAGAAACACGGAGAUAUGUGAAAAUAGUACUGAAAAUGCAACUUAUAAGAAGAGACAUUCAGUUAAAGCACAUGAGGACGAGCCUAGAAACCCCUUCUGGCAGGAAAUGACCUAGACAUGUACCAACACCAGUUCCUGGAACUUCGUGAAAGACUAUUGUAUGCUGAAAAAGAAAAUAAGAAAAGAUCACGUGAGCUGAGCAGUGCCCUCAAUGAAAUAAAACAUAUAGUUGCAAAAAGAACUAACUCGACGACCAAUCAUACAGAUGGUAUGCAAGUAUUAAAUGACACCAGAAAACUCCCCGUGCAUCUUACAAACCUGUACUACUACCUACCUCACCUCCGAGAAUAUGAAGAUGCCAUUUUUCCAAAUGUUGUUAUUGGACAACAGAGAACUGGAGUCUCACUGGUGAUGGGUGUUCCUACUGUGAAAAGGGAAAAACAAAGUUACCUGAUGAGCACGCUUCGUUCCCUACUGCAUGGACUUUCUGAAAAGCAGAAGAAUGACUGUGUAAUCAUCAUCUUUGUAGCAGAGGUGAAUGCAGAAUAUGUUAACGGUGUUGCAGAAAGUAUUAAAACCAGCUUCCCCAGAGAGGUGCAGUCUGGAGUCCUAGAGAUUAUUUCUCCUCCUGCUUCUUAUUAUCCAGAUCUUUCCAACGUGAAGAAAACAUUUGGGGAUUCGGAGGACAGAGUAAGGUGGAGAACGAAACAGAAUUUGGAUUAUAGCUUUUUAAUGCUGUAUGCUCAACCUAAGGGAACAUUUUAUUUACAGCUGGAGGAUGAUAUUGUAGCCAAACCUGAUUACAUUCAAAGCAUAGAAAACUUUGCUGCUGAACAGUCCCAAGAGUGGGUGGUUCUUGAGUUCUCCCAGCUUGGAUUUAUUGGAAAAUUGUUUAAAUCAGAAGACUUGCCGUUUAUAGUAGAAUUUUUUCUGAUGUUCUAUAAAGAUAAGCCCAUAGACUGGCUUCUGGACCACCUGCUCUGGGUCAAAGUGUGCAAUCCAGAAAAGGAUGCAGCACACUGUGAAAAGGAAAAGGCAAAGUUACGUAUCCGUGCUAAGCCAUCUCUCUUCCAGCAUAUGGGGCUUCAUUCAUCACUGUCUGGGAAGAUACAAAAUUUGAAAGAUAAAGACUUUGGCAGAAGUGUGCUACAUAAAGCACAUAAUAAUCCACCUGCAAAACUGGCUACAAGUCUAAGAAUAUACCAGCAAUAUACCUUGGAAGAUGUUUAUGAAGGAAAAGGCUAUUUUUGGGCUUCAUCUCCAAUGGCUGGGGACUAUAUCAGCUUCACCUUUUUGAAGCCACUAAAAGUAGAAAAAUACCUUUUUAGAAGUGGAAAUAUGGAUUACCCUGGUGAUAUACUAUAUGACACUACUGUGGAAGUGUUGCCAGCUGAUGAAGCUGUAAGGAAAGUACUGGUUGGCAACAGAAGUAAAUUUAACUACACUGCAACCAAAGAUGGAUAUUUAAAGAUAGGGGCUUUUGAAAAUGGAAUUGCAGAAGGCAAUAUCGAUCCAUCAGUAGGAGAAAUACUGGCUAUUCGUUUAGUAGUCCAUUCUGAUUCCCCUGUAUGGGCAAUACUGAGUGAGGUACUUAUCAAGAUGUCUGAAAACUGAGAACUGGAAAAAGUAUACUGUUGACACGUUACUUGUCACAGGCUUGUUUUGAAGACUAAUCUAGCAGCAAAAAAAAACCUGAGAGGAUACAUAAAAAUCCAGACCCAAUACUGUGUAUUGGAAGCGUGGAGAUCAUUGUUAAAAACUUGUAAAAAUUAUUAAAUCCUUAUGUUAGAAAUAUUAAAAGCUAUGCAAAACCUCAUUAUGUUAGAAACUUCCAUAAAGUGCUGUUAAGCUGUUCUGUACAAAAACUGUCUCAGUUGGACAGCAUUACAUAUCACCGUAAGCAGUUGACAUUGCAGGCAUUACAGGCAACCUCAGGGACAAAACAGGACAGUGUAUUUCUAGUUCACUAGAACUAAAUUUAUGAACAUUUGGGGGGAAUAUUAAGGACGUGGUUUGCAAGUGCAUUAAGAAUACUGGUCAGUUUUGAAGGGAAACUAGAACUGAAGGAAAAACUGUCAGUAUUUCGUGCAAGUACAACACUUCACCAGAGAAAGGAUUAACUUACCUAUAUGAAAGUGGGUCUCAAAUUUACCACGUUUUAGCCUUAAUGUAGCAAAAAGUAUGUUUAAUUUUAUGAUUUUUAAAUGGAAAUAGCUUAUUAGCUACCAUUUGAAUAACUUGAAAAUCAAAGAGGUAUUGUACAGAAGCUUGUACAACUUUUCUGUGAAUUGUGCAUUGAAUUAACUACAGGAAAUAAUUGGUGUAACACGUGUAACUAUAUUUUUGUAGGAAGAAUAUCUAUUUAAAUAAAAUUUUGUAUCCUGCCA